AUGUUUAAGACAGGAUUCACAACAGGACUAAGAACCAUCAACGCUAGCACUCUCCGUACUGCACGUGCUAUUAAUGCUCCCAGAUUAACACCUGCUUUUUCAGCAGUCACAACAAGAUUUUACCAUCCAAAGGUCAUUGAUCAUUACACAAAUCCAAGAAAUGUUGGUUCAAUGGAUAAAACCCUAGAAACCGUAGGCACUGGUUUAGUGGGCGCACCAGCAUGUGGUGAUGUUAUGAAACUACAGAUUCAAGUUGGUGAAGACGGUACCAUCGAAGAUGUGAGGUUUAAGACCUUUGGUUGUGGUUCUGCCAUUGCAUCUUCCAGUUAUAUGACAGAACUAGUAAGAGGUAAGUCAUUAGAGGAGGCUGCAAAGAUUAGAAACACUGAAAUUGCUAAGGAAUUGUCUUUGCCUCCUGUGAAGCUGCACUGUUCGAUGUUAGCCGAAGAUGCUAUCAAGGCAGCAAUUAAGGAUUACCAUUCCAAGAGAACUAAGGGUACCGUUUUAGGAGGUGGUGCCAAGAGCCAGGAGACUGUCGCUACGGCUUAA
Zygosaccharomyces rouxii is the source of this 549-nucleotide messenger RNA. It is a transcript of the gene ISU2, whose product is annotated as putative iron-binding protein ISU2. The transcript has a single exon. Gene Ontology annotation, molecular function: 2 iron, 2 sulfur cluster binding; ferrous iron binding. The coding region runs from base 1 to 549 and encodes 182 amino acids. Gene Ontology annotation, biological process: iron-sulfur cluster assembly; intracellular iron ion homeostasis. The record is from RefSeq and is a predicted model, not a curated record. NCBI's taxonomy places the organism in Eukaryota, Fungi, Ascomycota, Saccharomycetes, Saccharomycetales, Saccharomycetaceae. Gene Ontology annotation, cellular component: cytoplasm; mitochondrial matrix.